Rubroshorea leprosula is the source of this 1594-nucleotide messenger RNA. NCBI's taxonomy places the organism in Eukaryota, Viridiplantae, Streptophyta, Magnoliopsida, Malvales, Dipterocarpaceae. The record is from the annotation of a GenBank genome assembly.
AAGAGCUUUGUGGAGGCUGGUGUCAGCCCUCUUUUGGGUACUCUUAGAGGUCAAGAUAGAGGAUCUAUCAAGGAGAAGAUCAAGGAUUUCAAUUACCUCAAAUUAGUGAUUUAUGCAUGAACUUGAGAAAGAAUUGCGUAGAUUAGACCAAUAAUAAUAUAAACCGUGUGCUAGACUAUGAGACCGAGAGGUAAUUAGCUCACAUGUGUGCAUCAGAAGUUGUGGCAGAUAUCAUUAAUGUGGAGAAAGAAGUAGACAACGAAAGUGACAGUGAUGAUAUUGAGACAAGUGAAUCUAAUUCAAAAACCAAAUACCAGAGGAGCACAGAUACUUUAGAAAGUAUGAGAGGAAGUGGAUUGGGCCUACAGGAGGAACCUACAAAAAAAGGAUUGAGCCAAAUACGCAGGAUAAAUGUAGAAAUGAAGAGGGCCGAAUGGGCCAAUGACCCAAUUGUAAGAGAUCAAAGGAGAAAUAAUGUUAGGCCCAGCUUAGAUCAACAAGAAGCAUCGGGACAACAGGAGAAAGGAAGUCACCAAAACAAUAGCCCAUCCGAGACAGAGCAGGGGAGCGAUAGUGGUAACAGGAAGGAACAAAUGGGUGACAACAACAAAUCAGAAAAGAAAAGCAAGAGAAAGAGGACAAAAACGUGCAGCUCAAUGUACAAAAGAGCAACACUCCUAGGAUUGUUGAACCAGAAGAAGGGAAGAGGUAAACCCAAGUGGAGCCAAGUAGAAAGAAAAAGAAUUCCAGAGUUCCUGCCAAGCACGAGCAACUUGGUGGCUGGAGGUUCAGUGGGUGACAGUGGCAUAGAAAACUGUAAUAGGUUAUUGAAGGAGCAUCCUAACAAGAAAAUUGUAGGGGAUUUGUGGAAUUUUGCAAAAAAUUUAGGCGUGGUGGCAAAGGACGAGGAAGGGGUCAUCAAGAAACUUGAGAUGGAGGCCAGAGACAAAAAAGCUAAGGAAGCGGAGAUCCCAAAGGGAGCAUGCACAAUACAGAAGGAAAUUCACUUGGUACCAGUCCAACGGAAAUUCAUGAGCAGGAUUGAUAGAGUUCUUUUGUCUAAUGGAUGGUUAGCUAAGUUGGGUGAGGCAAGACAGUGGGGAUUAUGUGGAUCAGUUUCUGACCACUGCCCAAUUUUGCUUAGACAUCAACAAGUUGAUUGGGGCCCUAAACUUUUCAGAUUCUUCGAUGUAUGGUUGGAGCAUGAGGAGUGCAAAGAGUUGAUUAAAGAUGUGUGGUGCAAUACAAAUAUUCAUGGUUGGGCAGGAUUCCGACUCAAAAGAAAAACUAAAGAGGACAAAGGAGGCAUUAAGGAGCUGGAGCAAAAACUUAUCCUCGAAGUUGACAAAAGAAUAAACGAUUCUACAGUAGUAAUUGCUCAGACAAAUAUGAAAGGGGAAAACGGCUAACUCUUAGAGGAAAUCAAGAGAAGAAAGGAGGCUUUCAUAGCACUAUGGGACGAUAUAAGGCACAAGGAAAGCAUGUUGCAGCAGAAAUCAAGGAAAGCAUGGCUGGUCAAUGGGAAUGCCAACACAAAACUCUUCCAUAACUGUGUGAAGAGUAGAUGGAAGAGGAAUGAAAUGAACAGCUUACA